AUGUCGAAAAAAGAAAAGACUGACCUCGACCCCGAGGCUAUCGCUCCGGCUCAAUUCCCCGGCGACCCAGUCCUAGCGGAGAAGGCAAUUGAACACGAUGCUGUCUUCGGUGAAAUCACAGAGUCCGGCCCGAACUAUCGAAAUGUGCGUGUGCUCUAA
This is a messenger RNA of Aspergillus melleus, 159 nucleotides long. RefSeq lists its product as uncharacterized. NCBI's taxonomy places the organism in Eukaryota, Fungi, Ascomycota, Eurotiomycetes, Eurotiales, Aspergillaceae. The transcript has a single exon. The record is from RefSeq and is a predicted model, not a curated record. The coding region runs from base 1 to 159 and encodes 52 amino acids.